This is a messenger RNA of Anisakis simplex (herring worm), 308 nucleotides long. Lineage: Eukaryota; Metazoa; Nematoda; Chromadorea; Rhabditida; Anisakidae. The record is from the annotation of a GenBank genome assembly.
GUACUUCAUCUGGCUCUUUAUAUCCGAAGAUUAUUUAUGCGUCACGAACCCACAGUCAACUGUCGCAAGUGGUUCGUGAAUUGAAUAAAACCUUGUACAAGGACACGAAAACAGUGACGUUUGGUUCGCGUGAUGUCUUGUGUUUGAACAAAAUUGUUACAAGCGAAAAAAACUCGACCAUGAAAACGUUGAUGUGUCGAAAUUUAACGAAGAACAGAAAAUGCCGAUUCCACAAUGAACUCGAAAGUAAGUCGGUGGUGAUUCUCGUUGAAGUCUUAUUCAGAAAAUUAUUUCAUCGAUUGCAGUAG